AGUGCAGAGAAGGAAAUGAGGCAAGUCUCGCGAGCUUGCUCCCAAUACCUUCCCCGGGGUUGUGUGGCAGUAAGCUCACACAUCCGUCCGCUCAACCAUUGCUGGCGACACCUUCAACGGUGAAGAUAGCAGGCAUCCCUGAAACGGAGGGCCUGCUCACUGGAACAAUGCUCUCCCCAUGUGGAGAUGGUGGUGCCAUGGAUCGAAGAUAAGAAUGGAAAGUUCUCAGCUCGUGUAAAAUGGGAAAGUCAAGACUCUUUCGCAUUUUUUUAAUCCUCGGGUCCCUGUUUAUGAUCCUGCUGAUUAUAAUAUAUUGGGAUGACGUUGGAGCCACACAUUUUUACCUGCACACCACUGUGUCCGGACCUCACCUCUCCCACCUUCCUGCUCAAAGUCACUCUGCCUCUAAGCAUAAAGCAUACGAUGACAAGGGUAACUCCUUCCUCUCAGACAUCGAUGCGUUUAUCAACCAGUUCCUGGAGGGCACCGUUGAGCCCAGUCAGCAAGCGAAGGAGGACGGUGCCCCGGAAGCCUUGCACAACCAGUCUGGGGAGGCAGGGAAGCCGGAGGAGAAAUUUGUUCCGAGGCGGGAGUGGAAGAUUCACCUGACUCCCAUCUCUGCGGAACUGAGGCAGAGGCAGGAAGACAGGAAGCAGCUGAUCCACGACCUCUGCACAAACAGCACCCUCGACUUCCUGGGAAAGAACAGGACGUUCGAUGACAUCCCCAACAAGGACCUGGACCACCUGAUCGUGGACGACCGGCACGGGAUCAUUUACUGCUACGUGCCAAAGGUAGCCUGCACAAACUGGAAGCGCAUCAUGAUCAUGCUGAGCGAGAGCCUCUUGGUCGAUGGCGCUCCCUACCAGGACCCGCUGGACAUUCCGCAAGAGCACAUCCACAACAGCAGCCUCCAUUUUACCUUCAACAAGUUCUGGAAGCGAUACGGAAAGUUCUCUCGACACCUCAUGAAGAUCAAGCUGAAAAAAUACACCAAAUUUCUGUUUGUCAGGGACCCCUUUGUCCGGCUGAUUUCUGCGUACCGGAACAAGUUUGAGCAGGAGAACGAAGAGUUCUACAAGAGGUUUGCCGUCAUCAUGCUGAAAAGGUACGGCAAUUACUCCGACCCCCCUGCCUCGGUGGUCGAUGCUUUUGCGGCCGGGAUUCGCCCUUCUUUCUCACACUUUGUCCAGUAUUUAUUAGAUUCCCAGACUGAAAAAGAGAUGCCCUUCAAUGAACACUGGCGCCAGGUGUAUCGCCUGUGUCAUCCCUGCCAAGUCAAUUAUGACUUUGUGGGGAAGUUGGAGACCUUGGACGAGGACGCAGAACACUUGCUCCGUAUUCUUCGGGUGGAUAAUAUUGUCCAGUUCCCUGCCAGCAGCCGCAAUAGAACAGUUAGCAGCUGGGAGCAGGAUUGGUUUGCCAAAAUCCCCUAUGAAUUGAGAAGAAAGCUGUACAAGCUUUAUGAGGCUGACUUCAAACUUUUUGGAUAUUCUAAGCCUGAAAAGCUGUUACAUGAGUGAACGUGCGUCUAAAUACGUUUUCUUCUCGUGUGAUUUUUUAAAGAAAUUAAUUUAGUUUAAAUGAAAACCAUUAAUUGUCUUUUCUUUAAAAUAUGCAUUCGGUGCACACUAACCACCUUGAGGUAAGUGAGCCUUAAUGCACAUGAUUACAGUCCAAUACUCAUCCAGUGAUUUGUACCAGGGCAUUUAAAAUUGUUGUCGUGUGAAUUUGGUGGAGAUUGGUUUUUUAACAUCCUCAGCAUGUACUUUGCCUAUUAGCAGCAGGCAAAUUUGGACUGUUGUGAAAACUUGCAUAAAACUAAUAUAACCUCAUAAAUGAGGUAUAAGCCAGUAUUCAGUGAUGAACAUGAUCUGUAGUGUGACCAUGACAUUCACGCCGGGGAAAGAAUUUCAGUCAGUGUAAUGUUACGUGGCCUACAGAACAUGGAGACAUUUUUAAUAUGAUUGCUGUACGUUUUGAUUAAAAACGCAGUAAUUGGGCAUUUCAUAUGAAGAAUUACAAGUUUUGUUGCACUUUUCAUUUCAUCAAGAAUAAUGUUUAAAAUGUGUUAAUGUUACAAUUGUGUAUUAUGAUUACGUGAACUAUCUGUACCAUUGUCACAGAAAUAGCUAGUUAUCAGCUCUAAAAUAUGACCGUCUGUAUUGAAAAUGUUCAUUAUACCGAGCAAGGGUUGUCCUUAUUGUGGUUGUUUGGUGUCCCGCGUCAUGUAUAUUAGGUUUGGGGCCAAAUGCACACAGUACCAGGAAUUGUAAUGCUGUAUCUGGGGGGGAAACGUCUCGUUUCAUUAGGCUAUAUUGCUAAGACAGUAUUUACUGUACCUUUAUUUAUGGAAUAAAAUUGGUAUAUUCCUGGUUGUUAGGCAACCGUGAUUUGGCAGGCUGCUUAGUGGUCGGUGUAAAGAAAGAGUAAAGAAAAUAGUAACAUACUGAUAAUCUUCAUGAUUUUCUGCAGUCCUGUAAUUGAUGUCACACAUUUGACCAUUUUUAAUUGUCUGUAUUCUCACGGAACUGUCAGGCAGCAGAUAUCUCUACCUUAAAUGCAGAUGUAUUUUGCUUGUGAUGGAUUAAUAAUAGGGUCAUAUUUGGGUAAACAAUUGCAUAAUUUGGCUUGUUAGCUUUUACAUCAUGGUUAAUGGAACUCUUCAUUUGGAGUUUUAACCUGAUAUGUGCCUUAAAAAUGUAUAUUAUGACAAUUUGUUCUGAACCAGCCAAUUAGUCUAGUCUUUGGAAAUUUUAACUAUGAAGUAUUCAGGAAAGGGUCAUGUUGCAAAGUAUAAACUUGAAGUGUCUUAAAUGUCUAGAUAUGACACGUACAGUAAACCUUGAUAUGUCCAUAUAUGGUCUCUUUCCGACUUCUAAUUGAAAUAUUCGAUGUCUUUGAUCUGUAUAUACUGCAGUCCAGUAUAUAGCCUAUGUGUGAUGGACCCCAUUUUGCACUGCGACUGUAAGGAAGACAUUCACCAGUGUUGAAAAGAUUACUAAUUAACUCAUUUGAGAAACACAAAACGUGUUUUCCCAUUACAUUCAAAUUCCUUUUUAUCAUUAGUGCAAUUGUAUUACUGAAGCCAUUGCUGUGCUGAAACAUAGACAAUAUUUAAUGGGAGUGUAAGAGUUUUUCAUCAUUUGCUUGCUUUUAUUUGACCAGUGAAGCAGAAGCAAAAAUGGAGAAGUGUCUACAUUAGGCUGUGCAGUGAAAUACCUGGUAUUUGGCUAACGGUGUUCAGUGGUUUGAGAAAAGAUGACUGUUUUCAUUUUUUAAUUCAGUUCUUCAGAUGUUUUGGCUUUGAAGAUCAAAGAAAUGAUUGGUGCCAACCAAACAGGGAAUUAAUUUCAGCACAGUAUCCCCCUGGAGUGCUCUGUGGUGGUGCCCCUGAGUCUGGGUCAUAUUGCCCAUCUUUUAUCUUCAAAGAUGGAGCCGGUCAGCUUGGUCACUGACUCAUUUGCCUGCGCUUUUAUGUAUGGACUGGAACUGCCAUUCAGAAAAAUCAAAUGUACUGAAAUGAGCGUUUUCCUUACAGAAGACAUUUCCUCCCACAGUCAGGUCUGAGUCAUAUGUAAUGGUGGCAUUUCAUUUACUUCACAUUUCAGUGUUUUAUUUCCUAUAGGGUGUAGGAUGACAGGUCUUGUCACAUGACACAUUUCAAUAAGACAUUGUCUGCAGUGGCAUUAGAUUGACUGAUACAAAGGAAAAUAAAAUCUCAUCCUUAUAUAACUGAAGACUACAAUAGACUUUUGUGGGCCUUCCUCAGGUGUGUAAUUCUAACUGAAUGAUGUGCGUUUGCAGUCCAUUUAUUCAUCCAUCAGAAAUUGUUGAAGGAAACUUUUGGGACAUGAAUUUUGGUAGUUUUAUCAGAUUUCUUUCCAUUUUUGGCUGGACCGCAACAGCGGGGCCAACCCUACAAACACAAAUGUCUGUGACUGAGUGACUGAGUGAGUGAAGUUACACCAUUGGUCGGCUGGAGAGGUCCAGCCAUAUACUAGGUUUUGACCUGGUCUUGUUAAACUUGUGUUCCAAAAAAAAAAGCCAGAGAAAAACAAUGACUCCUCCCCUUAAAUGGCGGUUAUAUUUUUUGGGAAAUUGAUUAUUUUUGGACUUCGUGGUUGAAUUUGUGAUUUAAAAAGUGCUGAAUUUGUAGUGUUUUUGAGACAAUAGGGUCAUAGCAUUCAUAGCUCUCAGCUGGCUUUGAAGGACAUGCAAUGGAUUGUCAAUGGUGACAUCCAGUUUUUAGAGUAGAUGUGAAGAGAAAAUAAGAUGUCACUACUACCAGGCAAUUAAAUUGUUCACUGCAAAUUAUAGGCUAACAGUUGCAGAAAUUUUUUUAAUUUUAUUUGGUGAUUAGAUAAGUGAUUCAUAUUUCAUAUUCGGUGAAUCAAAAUGCAAAUGUUUCUUGGAAGCAUAAAAUCGCCAUUGUUGUAGAACAGCCAUAGCAUUAGCUUGUUCUAAAAUCCAUUACACCUCUGAUUUUUGCACAGAAACCCUUAAUGUUCAAGUGAAAACUCAUAGAAAUUGUUUAAGAAGUAUAACCGAAGAAGCUAAUGAGCUGUUGUCGCAAUGUGUCAGUAUUCUGUUGAGCUCAGGAAGAGAGGGAGGGUGAGAAGGGAAGUGAGGAGACGACUAGCUGACUGGUGCGGGUCUAUUUUCGUCAGCACUGUGCCGUGCUGUGGUGGGGGGAGGGAGACGGGGGGCGCAGUGUGAUGUGAAAAUUGAGGCCAGGUCUUGUGGGUGUACAUGGUGUGAAAGAAAUGAAUGAUAGUGUCUUCAGCCCAACACACCCUCAAGGCUAGAUGCACACUGCACAGACAACAGCAAGGAGUCGUAGCACUGUCGUACCCACUAGGUAGUAACAGUGCCUUUUCUAGAGGGGAAAAUAUGUUUACAUGCCAAUUAUUUUACUUUACUUUAAAAAAAAAAAAAAAAAAAAAAAAUGUUAUUUUUUUGUACAAAUUUCAUUUCUUUAACAAUUUAAAUGUAGCUCUUUCUUAAGCAAGGGAAAUAUUUUCAUAGCUGGAGUGUGAGACGUAAGAAUAUUUAUGGAUCAUGUAUGUUUUGUUACAUUACAGUAUUGGCUUCAUUAAUAAGGUAUUUGACACCUUGUGGGACCCACUAAUCCCAUAUGUUCUUUAGAGAAAGGAAACUGUAUUUUUUCUUCUAAAUAACUGAAGAUGCUUCAUGAAAAAGCACCACGGUUCUUGCUGUACUAUAGUGGUGACAUCAAAGAAUGACCUGAAUUAACUGAUCGCAAAUGCUUUUUAUAAGAUGUUACAGUAUUCAUCCUUGACGAGAGGACGUGAUGCCAGUUGGACAUUGAGAAAAUGCAGGAGAUUCUUCUUUGCAUGGACUGGAAUUGGGAAUGUUUACUGGUCAUGGGUGUGUAUUUCUUACAUUUUUUUCAGACUGAAAAUGGAUAGAUCCGUCUCUUGCAUUAUCAUUUGAACUUGUGACAGUGUAAAUUUUGCAACUAUUUAUUUCAGUAUUAUUUAAUGCUUAACAUGUGCGUUAUGUUCACUCCAAGAAAACCGAAUAGAAGCAAAAAAAAAAAAAAAAAAAAAAGACUACAGCUUGCUGCAUGGUGUAUGGCUUGGCAUUUCUAUUUGUCAGUUUAUUAAAGUUUUUAAACAAUG
Molecule: messenger RNA, 5645 nt
Organism: Anguilla anguilla (European eel)
Lineage: Eukaryota; Metazoa; Chordata; Actinopteri; Anguilliformes; Anguillidae
Product: carbohydrate sulfotransferase 12-like
Exons: 2
Coding region: 240-1523 (427 amino acids)
Biological process (GO): carbohydrate biosynthetic process; proteoglycan biosynthetic process
Cellular component (GO): membrane
Molecular function (GO): sulfotransferase activity
Source: RefSeq, a predicted model, not a curated record